UUUGAUCACCACUGAGAGAGAAAAAAUCAAAACCCAGAAAUGUUAGCUCGAAAGCUCUCAGCUUCCAAAUUCAAACAUGGGUUUCGCCUCUCCUUCAUCACUUCUUCUUCUCAGGUAAGCAAGUUUCAAUCUUUAAACUCUCACUUACUUUCCAAUUUUAAUUCAGCCCCUUAUAACCAAUACCCACACCAAUCUCCUUCAAAUCUUCCUAGAUUUUUCACUUCUGAAUCACAAACAUGUUUCAAAUUCAUAAGAGAAGGAAAUUUCGAUGUGAAUUCAUCUCAAAAUCAUCUAGUUUGCCCUGGUUGUGGUGUUCAUAUGCAAGGAUUAGACCCAAAAUUACCAGGUUACUUCCUGAAACCCUCAGAGAAGAACCCAGAUUAUAAAAUGAAGUUAGAUAGAAAACCCAGUGUUGACGAAAGUGAGAUCUCAAACUCUAUGGAAAGGGGAAACCUUGAUGAAAUUGAUGACCCCGAAGAAGCUACUGAAUUUGGUUCGAAACCGGGUGUUUGUGCUAGAUGUCAUUCGUUACGCUAUCGCAGGAGAUUGAAUGAUGCUGCGGUGGAGAAAUUGUUACCAGAUUUUGAUUUUGAUCAUACAAUUGGUAGGAAAUUGGUUUCGACAAGUGGGGCACAGUCGAUUGUUUUAAUGGUUGUUGAUGCUGUUGAUUUCGAUGGGUCGUUUCCUAGGAAAAUUGCUAGAUUGAUUUCGGAUAUUGAGGAGAAUUCAGUAGAUUGGAAACAAGGGAAAACGGGGAAUGUACCUAGAGUUGUUCUUGUAGUGACGAAAAUUGAUUUACUUCCACCUUGUGUAUCGCCCACGAGGUUGGAGGAUUGGGUUCGUACGCGAGCGCGUGAAGGGGGAGCUAAUAAUGUUACUAGUGUUCAUUUGGUUAGUGCAGUUAGAGGUUGGGGUUUGAAACAUCUUGUGGAUGAUGUUUGUAAGCUGGCUGGUGCUAUAGGAAAUGUUUGGGCUGUUGGAGCACAGAAUUCAGGGAAAUCAACGUUGAUUAAUUCGAUAAGUAGACAUGCUAGUGGAGGGGAAGCUACUGAAUUAACUGAAGCUCCUGUGCCUGGGACUACUUUGGGGAUUAUUAGGGUCGAGGGUGUUCUUCCUGGUGAAGCGAAAUUGUUUGAUACUCCAGGACUUCUGCAUCCUCACCAGCUUACGACAAGAUUGACGUGGGAAGAACAGAAAUUGGUGCAGAUAAGGAAGAAGUUGAAACCAAGAACUUACAGAAUCAAGGCUGGUUAUACUGUUCAUAUUGCUGGCCUAAUGAGACUGACUGUAGAAGAAACAUCUCUCGAUACAGUUUACGUGACUGUCUGGGCUUCUCCCCACCUUCCUUUGCAUAUGGGAAAACCAAAGCAUGUUGAGACUAUGCUCGAACGCCAUGUUGGUCAUGAGUUACAGCCACCUGUCGAUGUGAAAAGAGUCAAGGAACUUGGAAACUGGGUGCGAAGCGAAUUUUGUGUAUCGGGCAACAGUUGGGAUGUAAGCUCCAUGGACGUCUCAGUUUCUGGUGUUGGUUGGUUUGCAGUGGGACUAAAAGGGGAAGCCCGCUUAGGAGUUUGGACUUACGAUGCCAUUGAUGUCACAUUACGGAACUCACUUAUCCCACAAAGAUCAAACUACUUUCAAGUGCCAGGAUUUAUAGAAUGCAAAAAGCUGAAGAAGCAAAUGCAGAGGAAAGAAACUCGUUUUGAUUCAUCACUGUUACCAGAUAAUGCUGCAGAUACAAGUUCUUGCUGAUUAAAGGUUGUAAGUUUAUCUGAAAUGAGAGUCCCCGGCUGGUUUCAAAUUUCACCUAAAGCUGGACCCUUGGCAUGAAAAUGAAGUAAUGGGAAAGGAAGCCACUGAAUGGUUCGACUGAGAAAAAUAUUGGUAUUCAAAUGAGAAACUAGGCACGGAUAAUGAGAACCCUUAUCGAAUUCGAAGUAUAUUUAUGAAAAGCCAGCUGAUUGAUUGUUUUGUUUCGCUCUACUAUCUUGUCAUUCCACAUAUGGUGCAGAGAAAUGAGGAUAUUUUUUCUUGUUAAGAAAACCCAAGGAUUCAGAAUAUCAAACAUGAAAUUGCAGGUACCUAAGUUUGGAACUGAGAUUUACCAGGUGUAAUUUGUUCGUGGUAGUUGUUAUCAGCUAAUGUAAGCCAUCAUUAAGUACUCUCGGCACAAUCAGAUGAUUAAAAAAAAAUCCAUUGAUCUCUAUCAUAGCAUCAAGUGGUGAUGCUAUCUCUAUUAAUUUGUAUUUAUAUCUUGUUCAA
This is a messenger RNA of Papaver somniferum (opium poppy), 2262 nucleotides long. RefSeq names its product GTP-binding protein BRASSINAZOLE INSENSITIVE PALE GREEN 2, chloroplastic-like. Gene Ontology annotation, molecular function: GTP binding. The record is from RefSeq and is a predicted model, not a curated record. NCBI's taxonomy places the organism in Eukaryota, Viridiplantae, Streptophyta, Magnoliopsida, Ranunculales, Papaveraceae. The transcript has 3 exons. The coding region runs from base 40 to 1752 and encodes 570 amino acids. Gene Ontology annotation, cellular component: mitochondrion.